AUGAGUUCACAGGAAACCACAGCGGAAACGUUGAAAAAAAUCAAGAAUAAGCAUCGCAGGCAGAAGGUGUUUGCAGCGAUCCAGCAUGAGCGUGCUAAGGAGAGACACAAGGCACGUGCGUCCAGAGCCAAGGAGGAAAGAGAGAACCCUCAGUUAAAGGAGGAGAGAUUGGCAGCUAAUGUGCCUGAGACGAUCGAGUCGAAGCGUGUGUACGACGAGACGAUCUCGGCUGAGGUGGAGGGAGAAGAUGAGUUCACGGAGCUCUUCAACAGAACACAGAAAGACCCUAAGGUGUUGAUCACCACCAACGUCAACGCCAGAAAGGCAGCAUACGAGUUUGCGGAUAUCAUGAUGGAUUUCAUUCCCAACGCUACUUUCGUCAAGAGAAAGAGAGAGUACCUGAUGAAGGAAAUGUCCCAGUUUUGCAUCAACAGAGAGUACACUGAUCUUAUUGUGAUCAAUGAGGAUAAGAAGAAGGUGAACGGUCUUACGUUUAUCCAUCUACCUGAAGGCCCCACCUUCUACUUCUCUGUUUCGUCUAUGGUCGAGUCCAAGGGCAUCAGAGGCCAUGGAAGAGCCACCACGCAUAUCCCAGAGCUCAUUUUGAACAACUUCAACACCCGUUUGGGUAAAACCGUGGGCCGUCUUUUCCAGGCGAUUUUCCCCAAGCAGCCGGAAAUCCAGGGCAGACAGGUCAUCACGUUGCAUAACCAGAGAGACUACAUUUUCUUCAGAAGACACCGUUACUUGUUUAAAGAGAACGAGCGUGUGGGUCUCCAAGAGCUAGGCCCUCAGUUCACCUUGAAGCUCAGGCGGUUGCAAAAGGGCAUCAAGGACGAGAUCGAGUGGGAGCACAAACCAGACAUGGAGAAGGACAAGAGAAAGUUCUACCUUUAG
Candidozyma haemuli is the source of this 897-nucleotide messenger RNA. RefSeq names its product rRNA-binding ribosome biosynthesis protein (gene RPF1). Gene Ontology annotation, cellular component: nucleolus; preribosome, large subunit precursor. The record is from RefSeq and is a predicted model, not a curated record. Gene Ontology annotation, biological process: maturation of 5.8S rRNA; maturation of LSU-rRNA. Gene Ontology annotation, molecular function: rRNA primary transcript binding. Lineage: Eukaryota; Fungi; Ascomycota; Pichiomycetes; Serinales; Metschnikowiaceae. The transcript has a single exon. The coding region runs from base 1 to 897 and encodes 298 amino acids.